Sciurus carolinensis (gray squirrel) is the source of this 656-nucleotide messenger RNA. It is a transcript of the gene Nmu, whose product is annotated as neuromedin U. Bases 81 to 545 code for a protein of 154 amino acids. Gene Ontology annotation, biological process: regulation of smooth muscle contraction. Gene Ontology annotation, molecular function: neuromedin U receptor binding. The record is from RefSeq and is a predicted model, not a curated record. The transcript is spliced from 10 exons. Lineage: Eukaryota; Metazoa; Chordata; Mammalia; Rodentia; Sciuridae.
GAGAGAAACAUCUGGAAUUUUUGGUCUAGCAAGAACAAAGGCUGGAAUGUGGAGUGUGUGGGGAGCAGCGGUCAGAUAAGAUGCUGAGAAGUUUCCAGAACUAUGUUAAAGAGAGCUGGUCUCAUCCUGCAGGUUCUCCAAUAUUUCCUCAAGGAUUACAGCCUGCAGAAGAACUACAACUGUGGAAUGAGAUAGACGAUGCUUGUUCAUCUUUUCUGUCUGUUGAUUCCCAGACUCAGGCAUCCACUGCAUUGAAGGAGUUUUGCUUUAUGGUGAUGGGAAUUCUACCAAAGCCUUGGGAACAAGAUGAAAAAGAUAAUGCUAAGCGGUUCUUAUUUCAUUAUUCAAAGACACAAAAGUUGGGCAAUUCAAAUGUUGUGUCAUCUGUCGUGCAUCCGUUGCUGCAGCUCGUUCCUCAACUGCAUGAGAGAAGAAUGAAGAGAUUCAAAGUGGACGAAGAAUUCCAAAGUCCUUUUGCAAGUCGAAGUAAAGGAUACUUUUUAUUUAGGCCACGCAAUGGAAGAAGGUCAGCAGGUUUCAUUUAAAAUGAUGCCCACUAAUUUUUCACAGAAACAAUGCUAUGAAAUAAAAAAUGUAAUGACAUUUUGCUUUCUUCUCAAAAACAGUCCUUCCUAAGUUAACUCUGUUGAAAAGUC